AUGAACUUGACGCCGUUCGAGCAGCUACCCAACGAAAUGAAGCUCGAGAUCAUCUCGUACCUCUCGAUCAGGGAUAUCAGAGAAGUAGUCAGAGUCAAUCGGGGAUUUUUCAAUCUCGUGAGCCACAAGGGCAACCGAAACUUCUUAGCCCAAGCAAGAGUCACCGACAGCCUCGAGCGAUUCCAUAACGCGAUCCACGAACAACUUACCGUCGUCAACUUGCCCUUCAUUCCUGCUCUAGAUUAUUUUUUCGAGCGUCGCGGGUUGUCGGAGUCACGGGAGAAGCGCAUUCGAGAAGCAUUUGUGUUUGCCAGUCUUCGUUUGCGGAAGAGCCCAGCUUGUCGUCCAGAUGAGAGGUUGAUAACACAGACGAGAGACUUGGCGCUGGAACUGAUCGACUUGCACGUUAACUGGCAUCUGGUCACUGUGCCGUCCGCAUCUCACCGUGUGUCUGGAAUUCGCCUUGGUCACCCCGUAUAUCGGCGACAAUUCGUGGGCGGCGCAUGGCGAUAG
Molecule: messenger RNA, 513 nt
Organism: Zasmidium cellare ATCC 36951
Lineage: Eukaryota; Fungi; Ascomycota; Dothideomycetes; Mycosphaerellales; Mycosphaerellaceae
Exons: 1
Coding region: 1-513 (170 amino acids)
Molecular function (GO): protein binding
Source: RefSeq, a predicted model, not a curated record